This is a messenger RNA of Vombatus ursinus (common wombat), 3641 nucleotides long. RefSeq names its product cytidine/uridine monophosphate kinase 2 (gene CMPK2). NCBI's taxonomy places the organism in Eukaryota, Metazoa, Chordata, Mammalia, Diprotodontia, Vombatidae. Gene Ontology annotation, molecular function: dTMP kinase activity. The record is from RefSeq and is a predicted model, not a curated record. Bases 33 to 1427 code for a protein of 464 amino acids. The transcript has 5 exons. Gene Ontology annotation, biological process: dTTP biosynthetic process; dTDP biosynthetic process; dUDP biosynthetic process. Gene Ontology annotation, cellular component: cytoplasm; mitochondrion.
CCCUUCGGGGCGGGGCCAGCGGCCCCUAGAUAAUGGCUUUUGUCCCUCGCCUGGGCGACUUCAUUCUCAAAUACUUGGAGAGGAUUCGGCCGCUGCAGGUGCCAGCUGUCCGCCGCCAGGCCACUGCUAUGUAUCCGCCUGACCUGGGCCAGGACCGCUUCUUCGUCUUGGAACUGCCAGACUCUGGUCUGGUUCAUUUCACCCUCUGCGGUGACAGCGGUGACAGCGCAGACAGGCGCGCCUUGGCCCGCAGAGAUCCCCGGCUAGAGACGUUCCUCCUUGCUCCGGGGCGCAGCUACUCCUUGUGCGUGCCCAUAGCCCCAGGUUCUGGCCACAGGGGAAGGAUCCGCGCUGCGCGCCUGUACCACCACCUGCUACAUCAACUUAGCCAGGACCCUUUCCAGAAGUGCCAACUGCGGAGCCUGCUCUCCUACUCCCCUAACAGCCCACCGGGGGGCACGGAGAAGGGCAUCAUCCUGUGGGACCCCUUGGACUGCCUGCAGAUACAGCGUGCCUUGGAGGGUCUGCUGGUUGCCUGUGAGCCUCCACGCCCACAUCUGGGUAUGUUCGAUGCUGACCACAGUGGCUUGCUGUGGCAGAGCCUGUGGGAGUUGCCAGGAGGAAUAGGAACUGAAAGGCAUAAGUUGCGAGUGGUGCCCACUGCAGAGCCCCUGCUACACCCUGUAGUGCCAGACCUGCCUAUCUCUGUGGUGUUUCCCAAUCUGAAAGAAACCCGAAAAGUUUUUGAGGAGUGUACAUCUUUAAUUCCUGAAGCUCAAAAAAUUCUCAGUUUGGUGGAUAAAUGCCAGAAGAAUGUCCAGAAAGGAAAGUUCCCUGUCAUUGUUAUUGAGGGCUUGGAUGCUACUGGCAAAACUACAGUGACCCACGAAGUUGCGAAAGCACUGAAUGCUAUCUUCUUAAAGUCACCUCCACCCUGUGUCAGCCAGUGGAGGAAAAUAUUUGAUAAUGAGCCAACAAUCAUCAGGCGGGCAUAUUAUUCUUUGGGAAACUAUAUCGUUGCAUCUGAAAUAGCUAAAUCAUCUACCCAAGCUCCUGUGAUUAUAGACAGGUACUGGCACAGCACAGCUGCUUAUGCAAUCGCCACUGAGAUAAGUGGCCUUCCCCACUACCUACCUCCAGUUCAUCACCCAGUGUAUCAGUGGCCCAAGGACUUGCUCAAACCUGAUAUUGUACUGCUGCUAACUGUGAAUCCUGAGGCAAGGAUACAGCGGAUUCAGGGCCGUGGGAUGCAUAAAACGAAGGAAGAAACUGAGCUGGAGAUCAACAAGUUGUUUCGUGAAAAGGUGGAAAUAGCCUAUCAGAGGAUGGAGAAUCCUGGAUGUCACAUUGUGGAUGCCAACCCAGACAGGGAAGAAGUCAUCCAGACUGUUUUAGAUGUAAUCAAGAAGAAUUGUACCUCAUUGUAGUCACUCCUGGGAGGUGACAGAUUUUUACCUAAUUAUACAUUAAUAAACCUCAACCCAGAAUGUAUCCCACUAUUUUUCUAGAUCCAUGUUAGAUAUUUGCUGUGAGAGGAAAAGAAGGAACUUAAUAUGCAUUGCACACACAUGGCCAUGAGGCUAGAAGACCUGGGUUCAAAUCCUACCUCUGAUGCUUACUAUCUGUGGGACUCUGGACAAGUCACUUAACCACCUUGGGCCUCAGUUUCUGUAUUUAUAGAAUGAGAGGUUGGAACUCAACCUCAAAAGUCCAUUCAAGCUUUAGACUUGUGAUCCUAUCAUCUGUAUGGCAGGCACAAGGUAAAAUGACAAGAGCUUUGCAUUUGAAGUCUCAGAACCUAGGUAAAGAUUCUGACUCUGCUACCUACUAAUUGAGACCAUAAACAAAUUGUUUUCACCACUCUGUCCUCUAAGUUGCCUUCUAACUCUAUAUCCUGUGAUCCUGUUUUAUGUAAGUGUACACAAAAUAUAUAUGUAUGUGUAUAUGUGUACAUAUACAUGCAUACAUAUAUGCACCUGCACACAUAUAUUCCAAAACAUUCCCUCUCAAUAAUGCUUGCAUUAUAGCCUACCUUUUAUCCAGAUAUUCUCUUCCAUGAUGUCAUGAUGUGAUAUUCUCCAACUGUGAGUCAAUCAAGGAAGUACUUUCCUAUCAUUAUUUAAAAAAAAAAAUUCCUAGAACAAACUAACUUCAAACUCCAAACAAUCCUAGAACUAUUUUCCCACCUUCUUUAUUAAAAACAAAUUCUGGAACAGUAGGUCUGUAUGACCUUGCAUGUCUUCCCAAAUACUUAUUACCUCACUCCUCUAUCACCUUUAGCAUCCCUUUGAAUCUUAUUGCUUUUUCAGGGAGAUAGCAGGCAUGUAGCAGCAGCCCUGUGAGUUUUUUGGUUUCACUGACAGCAUAAUUAUAUUCAGCUUGCCCUCAUGCUUUGGAUAUGCCUAUGAAGAUGACUAUUUCUUCAACUGGAUGCCUCUCCUGUGGGUGGCUCCCUCUAUCUAGUGCCAUCUCCUAUCAAGAGUGACUUCCUUGCCUGGCAGGCUUAGGACUCCUGACUGGGUAAGGCACCAGAUUAUAUAUGGGAGAAAACAGCAAAGGACAUAUUUCUCCUUGUAGCUGAAUUUUGGAACCUCUUGGCUGGCCCUGGACUUGUAUUUUAAAAUUGGCAAGGUAAGAUUGAAAGCAGAAUGCUCUGAGAAGUGAACGUUAGCGUUUUAACAAUUGCACAAAACCCUUCAAUAUCUCCCAGGUGUCUUCAGAACAAAGUACAAGUUCUGAGCCUGGGAUACAUGUCCCUCCUUUUACUCCCAAACAUGAGCAGUCUGCUCUACACUUGCCCAUUACUAUUUGUUGAGCAUUUGUGUCAUCUUCAUUUUUGCCUCUGCCCAUGCCAGGCCCAUUGCCUGAGAUGCCAAUCUCUCCCACCUCCCAAUGCCACAUUCUACCUUUCUAACCCAUCCAUUAUGGCUCAGCUCAAGCACCAUCUCUUCUAGCAAAUCUCCCCUGGAUUCAUCUUUGAACCCAUGGCCGUUAUUGUCCAUGUCUCACUGAUCCUUAAUUGUGUAUUCUGACACUGAAAGUCCCUGGAUCUGAAAUCAGAAGACUUGGACUUAAGUCCCUGCUCUGCAUGUUACUACAUAUAUGACCCUAAGUAAGUCAUUUUAUAUCUAUAGGGCCUCAGCUUGUUUUUGUUUUAUUUUGUUUUUUGUUAAUCUUUAAAUGAGGGGGUUGGACUAGAAAUUGCAGAAGUCUUUUCUUGCACUAAAUCCUGUGAUAAUAUAAGCUAUUUAAAUGUUGUGGCUUUAUAACUUUUUCUAGGUCUUGUGUCUAACUAUUGUAGAUUUUAAUUUCCUUGAUCAGAAGGAUUCUGCAAGUCAUAAAACAAUACUAUGCACAUAACAGAAGCUUAAGAAAUAUUUGAUGAAUCACGAAUAGUUGACUUUUAUAGAUUUCCUUCCAAUCAUGUUAUUGAGUCAUGAUCUCCCCCUACCAAAACAAAACAAAAUGAAACAAAACAAAACAAAACAAAAAAACAACAGUAUGGCACUGAAAACAUAACCUCUUGCACUGAACUUGGAAUAUUAAACUCAAUUGUUUUAGCACUUUGUUUAUGUGGAUGUUCAUAUGUUCCCCCCAUGUAGUGAUUCUGAUAAAUUAAUUAAAAUUCAAGCUUAAUGAAA